AUGCAGUAUAUCAAUCAACGACUGGACGUUCAUGUGCUUCCCCACCCCCGGAAAAAGAUGAGCCGCCUACGCCCUGUAGCAGACUCCCUAGAAAAUGUGGGAUUCGUGUCAAAGGGUGAUAAGAAGCUGCUAGACCCGAAGGUCCAGACCGAAUACUUUGACAAGAUAGUCGACCGAUAUAUGCGCUUCUGCGCCCACCACUCCAAAGACCUCGACGCCGCACUGGCCUCUCUCCCUACAAGCGCUUCAAAUGACGCAACCUCCAACCCGCCUGCUGCCCUGCGAUCAACAUCAAAACCCCCACAGCGGGGUGUUCCGCCACCGUCAACAGAGCUAUCUACCCUCCUCCUGUCCCUGCGCAAGCUGCGCGAAGCUGUUCUAGCAACGGCAUCAAAUACCACAGCGACAUUCUCGCAACGGGUCCACAUAUUCUCGAUCCGCUUGUCUAUCCUGGCUCAUCAUCCACCAUCAUAUUUCCCCUCGCUACGAUAUAGCCUCGACAAAUUACACUCCCAAUCACACCCACUACCAGACUCCGAAGCCAAGGAACUGGUCACAUAUCUAAUUUUGGAUUAUGCCUGUCGCCAACAGGACAUGGUAGCGGCCUAUGAGCUGCGCGCCCGGGCGCGCAAGGAGCAUGCGUUCCAUUCGCAAACAGUCGAUAAGGUUUUGGCGGCGUUGUUGCACGAUAACUGGGUUAUCUUUUGGCAACUGCACAACAGCGUUGACUCGUACACUCGCGCUGUGAUGAAUUGGGCCUCGGAUCGCGUCCGCAGGCACGCGCUCAAGGCUGUUGGCAGUGCUUAUCUCAAUGUGCAUAUUAGUUGGAUUUUGGGUGGUUGCACGGGUGAUGAACAGAAUUGGACGUGGGACAAGUUGGUCGAGGUUGAGAAGCUUGGUUGGGCGAGAGAGGAUGAUAAGAUUAUCAUUAAACGGCCGAGACAGCUGGCUGCGCCUAAGCCGGCGCCGACUUCCACAUGA
Penicillium antarcticum is the source of this 981-nucleotide messenger RNA. RefSeq lists its product as uncharacterized. NCBI's taxonomy places the organism in Eukaryota, Fungi, Ascomycota, Eurotiomycetes, Eurotiales, Aspergillaceae. The transcript is spliced from 2 exons. The record is from RefSeq and is a predicted model, not a curated record. The coding region runs from base 1 to 981 and encodes 326 amino acids.